AUGCAUUACAAAUCCCUUUUCUCUUUUUUCAGAUAUUGGAAAGCAUUUUACGUUGAUCCGUCGGAAGCAUUUUAUUAUAGAUGGCUAUUUGUUAGCUCCGUAGCUGUGUUAUAUAAUUUGGUGUUUAUUAUAGCUCGGUCCGUGUUUACGGAAUUACAAGAUAGCUAUUUGAUACUCUGGUUAUGCUUAGACUACCUCAGUGAUUUCUUGUAUCUCACAGACAUGGGUAUUCAGCUCCGAACAGGAUACCUAGAACACGGGUUAAUGGUUACAGAUCCUACCAAAUUACGAAAAAGAUACAUGAAAAGUAAAGAUUUUUACUUUGAUGUUGCCAGUAUUCUUCCAACUGACCUGUUUUACAUCAUCUUGGGACCAAACCAACCACAAGUUCGUUUCAAUCGUCUCCUUCGUGCACGGAGACUUUUUGAAUUCUUUGACAGAACUGAAACAAGAACGAGUUUCACGAACAUGUUCCGAAUUCUUCAUCUCGUCUUGUAUAUUUUGAUAAUUAUUCAUUGGAAUGCAUGUAUAUAUUAUGCGAUUAGCGGUGCGAUCGGUUUUGGAUCAGACGAUUGGGUAUAUGGUAACGUCUCGACGCCUAAGUAUAAACCAUUGACUCGGAAGUAUAUUUACAGUUUUUAUUGGUCAACCUUAACACUGACAACCAUUGGUGAAACACCCCAACCAGAGCGCGAUGUUGAAUAUUUAUUCGUCGUUGUGGAUUUCCUGAUCGGUGUAUUAAUUUUUGCCACAAUUGUCGGAAAUGUAGGCAGUAUGAUCACAAACAUGAACGCAGCUCGAUCCGAUUUUCAACAGAAAAUGGACGGUGUGAAACAAUAUAUGGAAUUCCGUAAAGUCGGAAAAGAGCUUGAAGAACGUGUGAUAAAGUGGUUUGAUUACUUAUGGACCAAUAAACAGUCUCUGAAUGAAGAGGGUGUUCUCUCAGCGUUACCCGAUAAACUGAAAGCCGAAAUGGCAAUGCAUGUGCACUUAGAUACUCUCAAAAGAGUGAGUAUAUUCCAAGACUGCGAACCAGGUCUCCUUGUGGAGCUCGUCCUUAAGCUCAAACUGCAAAUAUUCAGUCCCGGUGACUAUAUUUGCAGAAAAGGUGAUAUUGGUAGGGAAAUGUAUAUAGUAAAACGGGGAAAACUUAGCGUGGUUGCAGACGACGGGCAUACAGUGUUUGCAACGCUUAGUGACGGAAGUGUAUUUGGCGAAGUAAGCAUUUUAAAUAUUGCCGGCAAUAAGACUGGAAAUAGACGUACGGCAAACGUUAGAAGUAUUGGUUAUAGUGACUUGUUUUGCUUAUCUAAAGAUGAUUUGUGGGACGCUUUAGCUGAAUAUCCAGAAGCCAAAAGAGUGCUUAUUGAGCGUGGUCGCCAGAUCUUGAAAAAAGACAAUCUUUUAGACGAAGAGGCGCUAAAGAGAGACCAAGAACACCAAGAAACUCAGGAACAGAGAGUGACCAGAUUGGACUCUUCACUUGAUACUCUACAAACUCGAUUUGCUCGACUUUUAUCCGAGUUCAACAGCACACAGCAAAAGUUAAAACAUAGAGUAACGAAAAUCGAAAAGGUUUUGGCUCGAGAGAACGAUAAUUUGUCCCUUUUAUCAGUUGCAGAACCAGAUAUUAAAUAA
Lottia gigantea (owl limpet) is the source of this 1638-nucleotide messenger RNA. RefSeq lists its product as hypothetical. Gene Ontology annotation, biological process: monoatomic cation transmembrane transport. Gene Ontology annotation, cellular component: plasma membrane; intracellular cyclic nucleotide activated cation channel complex. Lineage: Eukaryota; Metazoa; Mollusca; Gastropoda; Lottiidae. The coding region runs from base 1 to 1638 and encodes 545 amino acids. The record is from RefSeq and is a predicted model, not a curated record. Gene Ontology annotation, molecular function: intracellularly cGMP-activated cation channel activity; protein-containing complex binding; intracellularly cAMP-activated cation channel activity. The transcript is spliced from 2 exons.